AUGUUGUUGUCGUCCUCUCUUUACGUUUUCUUUCCUCUAACAUCGGCCUUUGGUAUUGUGUGGGCUUUUACGAUCUUCGAGCGUGUUGAUGUUGAACUCGGACUGGAAUAUUAUGCAGAGAAGGGAGAUCCUUCUACGUUCCUUAAAAUGCCGGCUAAUGCCUCAGUGAACUUGGGCUAUUUACUGGUUGGAUUAUACUGGCUGUGGAAGAUACGUAAAUUAGAAAAGAAGUUGAAAGAUCAAGCAGUCUUCUACUACUUGUUCUCGUGGAUGUCAGUGUUUUAUGCCUUAGUUCAAUUUGGACGGAUUGUGACACAAACGCGUUUGUUCGCUGUGAUUGAUCAAUGGUUUACGCUUCCUUUCUUUGCAUGGCUUGUUUGCUGGAACGAGUUUGUGUAUCGAGGACAAUGGAAUACUGGUCGUUAUCUAUUUAUUAUGCGAAUUUCUGUCUUAAGUUACUUUGCCGUGUUAUUUCACAAUCAAGGCUUUGAAGCAGUUCUCAGUCUUCAUAUCCUUGUUGCCCUGGUUUAUUCUCUGAGGACACAGUUAAAACCCGGUCUAGGGACUGAAACAUCGCUAAUGUCAAUGAUCCUUGCGCUCAUCUGCUGCACUGGGUUUGUCUGUUUAAAACUUGCGGAUCACCAAUUAGCGCAGUACUCUUUAUUCCAAAGUUUCACUGGUCAUUUUUGGUCUAAGGUUUGUGAUGUUGGACAAAUCCACUUUGUGGCUGACUUUUUUAAAAAUUUGCACAUGCGACCCGAGAAUGAUAAAAGAGUCUCUUAA
Messenger RNA from Pocillopora meandrina, 783 nucleotides. The record is from the annotation of a GenBank genome assembly. NCBI's taxonomy places the organism in Eukaryota, Metazoa, Cnidaria, Anthozoa, Scleractinia, Pocilloporidae.